AUCGCGGAGGCUGGUUGUCUCUUGUGUCGGUGUUGUGUGUAGUGGCUGGUGUGUGCGUGUGUCUGUGUAUGUCUACAGGAGGGCGACUGGUGGUCCGAGGCUCUGGUCAUGGGCCUCAAACGGAGGAGAGAGUUGGUGAAAUGUGUGGUGGUGGGAGACACAGCGGUGGGCAAGACUCGGCUGAUCUGCGCUCGUGCCUGCAACAAGCAGCUGUCUCUAUCUCAACUGCUGACCACGCACGUACCUACGGUCUGGGCCAUCGACCAGUACCGCAUCUACAAAGAUGUUUUAGAAAGAUCAUGGGAAGUAGUCGACGGUGUAAAUGUCUCUCUAAGACUAUGGGACACUUUCGGAGACCACGAAAAAGACCGGCGAUUCGCAUAUGGAAGGUCAGAUGUAGUUCUGCUAUGUUUCUCUCUGACGAGUCACAAUUCCCUCCGCAACUGCAAGGCCAUGUGGUAUCCCGAAAUUCGUCGCUUUUGUCCCCAAACACCUGUCCUCCUAGUUGGUUGCAAAAACGACCUUCGAUACAUGUACCGCGAUGAGGCCUACCUUAGUUACUUCAGAGAUCGCAGUCCUUUUCUGAGGGCAAUCCGCAAGUCAGAUUUAGUGAUGCCAGACCAGGCGCGCAGCAUUGCUCGAGAACUUGGAGUCUACUAUUACGAGACUAGUGUGCUGACAUAUUACGGAGUCAAUGAAGUGUUUGAGAAUGCGAUACGAGCUGCCCUAAUUGCCAGACGCCAGCAACGCUUCUGGAUGACCAAUCUCAAGAAAGUACAACGCCCUCUCCUACAGGCUCCCUACUGCCCACCCAAGCCAAGGCCGCCGGAGGUCCAUGUGUCAGCGUCCACAUACGAGGAUAGCCUGCACUGGUUGUUCCACACCCAGGCACAUGCUGAUGUGAUCUUCGUGGCCGGGGCCGUUGGUUUCUCCGCUCACCGCUUUGUGCUGGCUGCCGCCUCUCCAGCCCUGCAUCGUCUGCUAUGUACUGACCUUACAGGGGAACUCAACACUCGCAGUGCUAGCGAGUCCAGCAUGGUCAGUGUAUCAACAUUUGGGGAAGCAACAUCAGGUGACUUCAAUGAUGACACAGAGUAUCUGAUUCGAGUUGAGAAACCUGUAAGAGUGUGGGACCAACUGAAGCGCAGAUCCAGCUGCCAGGUGCUGACCACGUCCAGCAACAGUGGCAAUGCCAACAAGAAGGUGUGUGGCAGUCGGGAACUCAACCAUCCUGCCUUCGCUGCCAUCCGUGUACAGCAGUGUGAAGUGAUGGACCAGCAAGGAGGAGUGUCAAGUUGUGUUCAGACUGUGGUGACUCUGACCAAGUUGGUAACUCCACACGCCAUCCAGCAAUGUCUUCAGUUCCUUUACACUGGCACCCUUGACAAUAGAUACUCUCAGCUACAGCAGAACCUUCCACUAGGAUUGCUCAUGGAAAUUCGACAAGCAGCUGAAUUCAUGGAACUGCCAGAGUUGUUGGUUUAUGUUUCUAAUAUUCAAGCGCAUGAGGAGUUUUUAAACCCAGAGUUAAAACAGCGUUAUCGGCAGGCGAUCAGAGUGCGGCUGAAGGAGCUAGUGCUGGCUCAAGGCCUGUUUGCUGAUGUUCUCUUCCAGCUUGAUGAUGGCUCUCUGUCCGCACACAGACCUCUGCUCAUGGCUCGUUGUGACAUGAUGAGAGCCAUGUUCUCUGGUGACUUCCGUGAAGGCAGUGCCAAAGUUAUUCUGUUCCCGGGAGUGAGAACAGAUACGUUCCGUCAGCUGGUGAGCUUCCUGUACUGUGAUGACAUGGGCCCAGUGAUGCCAACACGGUGUUUAGACCUGCUGGAGCUGGCCAACCGUUUGUGUCUGCAGAGGUUGGUAACUCUGGUGGAAAAGCGAGUUGUGGAGGAACUGACCAGGAUUUGUUCAGCGUCAGACAACGGAGAUGUCGUGGAACACUGCUUGCGGCUCCUGGAAUCUUGCAAGCUCCACAAUGCAGAUCAGUUGGCUGACUGGUGCAUGAAUCAUCUCUGUGUCAACUACAACAAACUGUGCAAGAUGUCUCCCAAACUGUUGAGAUCCCUUCAUCCUGAGAACCAAGAGUACUUGUCUGAGCACCGCUGGCCUCCUGUUUGGUACCUCAAAGACUACGACUACUAUGACAAAUGCUAUCAUGAACGAGAGAAGGAGGACAGGUUGCUGUUCAAGCGAGGCUCUACAAGCGGAGGUUGUCUUUGUUUCUCGCGUGGUGGCAGUGAUGGAGUGAUCAUAGCAUGACGUCGGCUACUGCUUGCGGUGGUAACACUGCUGCUGGCUGCUACUGCCGCCGCUGCUGCCAUCUCCCUUCUCUGAUCCCUCCCCCUCCCUCUGUCCUCUUGGCACUCCCGUUUGGUGCAGUUUGCUAAAUGCUAGCCACCUUUGAUUUAUCAUUUUUAAAACCAAAUUACUUUUGAUUUUUAAGUUUUAAUUUAAAACACAGAGUAUAUUGUGUCCCGUCUUAAGAGUGAACCAGAUUUUGACCCUUUCUUGGACUUAAACUAUUAAAACAUCUGUUUAGGAUUAGGAUGGUUAAAUUUGAUUAAUAUUUUUUUAUGAAUAUCAAACACGUCCCCCAAAUAGUUUUUGUUUCCAAGAGUUCUCUAUGAAGGGAGUGUAAGCGUCUCUUUUCCCAGUAGUGGUUGAUAUUACGAGUGAAGUAGCUUUUUAUAUACUCGAUUUGACUGCCAAUAAUAUUAGCUUUAUUCACGCCAUUGAGACAAUCAGCCUCAUAAUCUCAUGGAACCUUGCUAAACUGUCACCGAGCGAUUAUUUGUUUGCACCAAACGAGGAAACUGCUGCACUCAACUCCAAGAGCUUUGCACUAGAACUGUCAGAGUCAAUUGUCCAUCUGUGUGAUAUCUCACUAACCAAUCUAGGCUUUUCUCUUCUGGUGUAAUUCUUUAUACAGAUGUAACCCGUCAUGAUUUUUCAGCAUAUCAGAAAUUCAAGUUGAUCCAUACAAUAAGUAGAUUUGAAUGCUCAUUGUUCUAUCGCUGCAAAUAUAGAUUCGUAGAAAAGAAUACCCCAUAGUUGUAGAAACGCUGUACAAACUAAAUCGGUAAAUUUUCUACAAUGCAGUGCAAAUUCAGAAUUGUAUAAGCAUUUGAUUCGGGUUGAAAACGCAACUUUCAAAUUGAAUUUCUACUAUGCUAACCAGACCAAAAUACAGUCUUUCUAAAAUUUGCACCCGAGCCCACAAUUGGUGUGGCUUUAAUGAUUUGUGUAUGUGUUUCAUUUACGCAGCAUAUUUUAACUUGUCAAACGCCCUUUCCCAUCUACCUCUUAUCACAUCUGACCCACAUGCUGGGUGCUCGUCUCACUUGUAAUGUGUUUAAUCGGUUAUUUUAAGGAACGCAGGUUUAGAGAUAUGUUUGUCCAGUCUCAGUUCGAUAGUAUUGCCUUAUGUACGGAUAGUUUAAGUUGAAUGUGCCAUUUUAGCUUAGAGUUAGAUUAGUAAUUGUGAUUGACUGUAUAUACUUGACUUCACCCACAUUGUUGGUAUUUGGUAAGUGACGGUGCAUUUUAACUUUUAUCAGUUCCGAGAUUUUUUCUCUUUGUAUGAUCUCAAUAAUUCUGAUUAAUGAUUGAAUGAAGGAUGGAAAAGGUGCUAUUUAUUUUAAGACUGCAAAAAGUAUGAAUUACUGUCACCCUUUUAUUUUUAAAAAUUUAAUUUUUACAACAAAAACUAUUGAGUGAAAUUUCAACUCUUCUGUGCCUUCCCUCAAAGAAGACUUGAAAGAACUCGUGAAAUGAAAAUUUUACUAUUAAUUUUUUAACCAAGCAAAAAAUGUAUUGGUAUUGAAUUAUGAAACAAAUUAACAAAGCUAACAACCACAUAUCAUUGUUGUUGGAUGGUCUAGAUCCUGACCUGUGUUGGCUGGUUACAGUCCCUACUUCAGUUCAUCUGUUGUUAUUAGAGACUGGAGCGAUGGACUACAGUAAAGGCUUUAGAUCUAGGUAUCAUAUUGAUGUUUUAGUAUAAGUUACUGUUUAAAAAUGAUUGUCCCAAAUUAGUUGGUAAUUUUUGUAACAUUUUAUAUAUGACAGUUAUUUCUAAAUAUAUAUUUUAUCAAGUUUUUAUAUAAUUAAACAUGUUAUGUUCGAUACUGUAUCUGAUUGUUGUAUGGUUUAUUUGUUAUAACAAACUAUUAAAUGAGCAGCGCUAUUCGCUAUUCAUAUUAGCCUAUUUGAUUUUUAUGUGUGUCCAAGUUUCUGUGUAUUUUUUGUAUGCUUCUUCGGGAGAUAACAAGCUAUUUUCAUUAAUUAUUUAACAUAAAUAUUUAAAUUUAUAUCUGCAAACGUUUUUUUUUUUCUAUUCUGUACUCUAGUUUGGUUUCCUUCAUUUAUUCAAACUAUCCAAAUUAAUUACAGUUAUUACAAAUAUUUAUUGUCUUGUAGUGGGUGUAAUGUUACAGUUUCUUAAACAAAAAUGGAUGCAGCAUUUCUAUAAAACUUCUUUUUCUUUACAGUUUGGUUGUUUGAAAAAAAUCUUUUGAAUAAGCGUUAUUUUCUUACUUAUUCAAAGCAGGUUUUCAAUGUCGUUGAAUUUUAUUCUUGCUUUUAUAGUGUUUUAUGCUUUAAGAUUUUCUUUUAAAAGCACAAUAUUGUACUUGUUGAGCCAAACCCUAGUGGUAUAGUGUUCCUAUUUUCUGUUUUGUCCAGGGUAAAAUGCAUUCGUCCCAUGAAUUGUCAAGGUUUGGAACAACCUUCAUAACAUCUCAGUCAUCGGUUCUGUAUUUAUUAUUAGUUAGUUUUUCAUACUGGUGUUGUCAAAUUACAGUAGUUUACCAAAUAGUUUGUAAGAAAUUUAGAAUUUUGUGCACACAUAAAUUUUACUGAACAAUCCACAUUUUCAAAUAAAACUUAAAACUCUCUUCA
Messenger RNA from Macrosteles quadrilineatus (aster leafhopper), 4896 nucleotides. RefSeq names its product rho-related BTB domain-containing protein 1-like. Gene Ontology annotation, molecular function: GTPase activity; GTP binding; protein binding. The coding region runs from base 109 to 2256 and encodes 715 amino acids. Lineage: Eukaryota; Metazoa; Arthropoda; Insecta; Hemiptera; Cicadellidae. Gene Ontology annotation, biological process: small GTPase-mediated signal transduction. The record is from RefSeq and is a predicted model, not a curated record. The transcript is spliced from 14 exons.